AUGUCACAGCACUUUAAUAAAUUUAAAGAAAACUUUAAGGAAGCUUUCAAUUCUCUUGAUAGAAAAGAUUUUAAACAUUUUUUUGGUUUGUCUACAGAAAACAAUUCUAUUAAGAGUUUUGAGAAUCUCAUAAAAAAACUGAAUUUCAGCUUCACUAUGUCGUUGCCUUUAUAUUGCGAUCAUUAA
This is a messenger RNA of Clunio marinus, 186 nucleotides long. The record is from the annotation of a GenBank genome assembly. Lineage: Eukaryota; Metazoa; Arthropoda; Insecta; Diptera; Chironomidae.